AUGAGGAAUAAAUUCAAAUGGUGCAUAAGCACUUGCAAGAAAAUUUGUCUAACAAUCAAAUCAGCAGUUAAAUGUUUUGUUGAGAGCAAAGGAUAUGGGAACUGGUUUAAUGUACUGUAUCCCCUUGUUAAGACAAUGGACUCUUGUAAACCAGAAAAUGCCAUAGAACCUUCUGCUAAAGUUGUGCCUGCUAAGCGACCAAAAACUGAUGUUAUCCCCAGGUCUCUUCAAUUAUUGCAAAAUAUAAUUAAGAAUGAUUCAACUAAAGAAUUGCUGCAAAUUCUCAAAGACGACAUGCAGCAUUCAAGAGAGCAAGAAAUGAAGCAGUUCGACUUGUUGUGUGGUUUGAUACUCGAACCAAUGCCAGCAGGUGCCAUUCACUGGUAA
Molecule: messenger RNA, 387 nt
Organism: Paramuricea clavata
Lineage: Eukaryota; Metazoa; Cnidaria; Anthozoa; Malacalcyonacea; Plexauridae
Source: the annotation of a GenBank genome assembly